UUUCUCUAUAUUCUAAAUAACAUUAUAUAAUUAAGAAUUUUUCUUUUUUGGUUAGGAGAUGCUGCAUUGAACUGGUUUUUUUUUCCAGUUGUUCCCAUCAUCAAUGUCUACCUUUUCUAUUCAAGGUCCCAUAAAAUGCAACAGAACAAUCUCUCUUUCCCCACUGUCAUUUUCCAAUAUUACCUAUAAUUCUUGUAAUGUUUCCCUUCCUAGAAAUGUUCAUGUGCAAGGCAAUUUUCUUUCUUCAAUUUCACACCAGUCUUCAGCUCAUAGAAAUUUGACUUCUGAUAGGCAGAGAGGCUUAUCCCUGAUUGCCUUUGAUGGUAAUAAGAACUCAGAACCAGUGGGAGAAGAUGAUAAUCAGGCCCUGGAUGCAGUUAUGAAGUUGUACUCUGCCUUCAAGAACAAAAACACAAACGAAUUGUCAGAGAUACUUGCAGAUGAAUGCAGUUGUGUGUGCAAUUUCCUCUCAUUCUUCCAAACCUUCCAAGGAAAAACGCAAGUGCUGGAAUUCUUUUCUUCCCUGAUAAGUAUGCUUGGAGACAACAUUCAGAUUGUGGUGAAACCAACUCUCCAUGACGGCAUGAAUGUUGGUGUCCAAUGGAAAUUCGAAUGGAACAAGAUACACUUUCCUCUAGGGAAGGGAUUCAGCUUCCACAUAUGUCAAAGUUACCAAGGAAAGGCGGUAAUAAGGAAUAUUGAGAUGGUUAUGGAGCCACUGCUAUACUUGAAACCCUUCAGACUGCAAAUGGUGGCAAGUCUCACAAAAAUUGUGGAGAAGAUAGGUUCACUCAUGGCGUCAGAAUCUGGAAAUAAGGCCAAAAGAAUUCUAUGCAUUGUGUUUGCUGUGUUAUUUCUGACUGCCUUGUUAUUCUACAUAAGAUUAGCUUCAUAGAACGCCCUGUCAUAACAUAAAUCAUUCAAUCAUCAAUUUGUUACUUUUUGUGAGUUGUGUUCUAGUGCAUGUUUGGAAAAUCGUUUGAAAAUGAGGUGAAGGGAAAAACAUGAUGAGCAUAAGCAAAACUAAAUGAAAUUGCUGUUAUUUACUAUGAUUUUGGAUUCAGGUAAUUUUCGAAAAGUUUCCAAACAUGCACGUAGAAACAAAUCGACUUUAAUAAGGUAAACCUUCUUCACAACAUGUACAUUCCAAUGAAGUUGGUGCACAAAUAAACCGAUUUGUAUUCAACUCGGAUACUAUUGUGUAGAGAAACCUUAAAAAUUACAGUGCAAUGCAUGUUCAGUCAUUCUAAACUAAAUCAUAAAACAAAGAUGUUUAGUCUAUCUUCAGUUCUCUGUAAUUUUAUGAAGUAUGCUGUUACUUAAAUAUGCCUUAUGUAGAAUGGUCUCUGACAUUGAAAGUUACUUGUUUAUUUCACAAUCAUAUGAGCUGUGGCUCAUAAAUUUAAAAUGCAGGACCAGCUUCUGCUUAUAUGUGAUUUAUGGGUUGUCUCUAUCAACCAUGGGGCUUCUUUGAGAACCAGACCUCUAUUGAGCUGGUUUGAAAGUUGAAAUUUUGAAUGUUUUAUGGGCGCCAAUUAGCUUUCAUAUAUACAUUAGCUGCUACAUUUGUUGUUGCUUGUUAACAGAUUAACAUUUUUUUAUUGUGCUGACUUGGUGUGCAUACAUGCAUUAAAUGUUCCUAUGGUCGCCUGCAAGUGCUAGCUAGGCCAAGAGGUUGUAACAUUCGUGAAUCGCGAUUAACAUUCAUGAAAUGAGCCGAAUCUAAAUAAAACUUAAUUCGGAGCCCAACCCUUAUUAGAUGCAAGAUGUCUUGUUCUACUCAGUUAUAUACUUUGGAACAAGAUUAAAAUGGAAAUACUUUUAAAUAAUGGUCAUCAUUUGUGAUAUUUGUGAUAAUGUAAUAAGCGCAAAUGCUUAAAUGUUGGAGGGUCCAAUAAAAGAUUCAUAGGCCGAUAGACAUACAAACAAUAUAGACAGUUACAAACACCUUAUUUUUUUCUCUGUCUCUCACUUCUUAUCACAUCAUAUUAUAUAUCACAUUCAUUAUUUCUCUCUUCUUUUUCUUUCUCUUUUAUCACUAAUGAAUGUCUAUAAAUCAUAACUCUUAGAAGGUCAUCUAUCUACCAGGCUAUCAAUCAUGAUAGCUCGACCCACAGGAGAAGUGAUUGGAGGGUUGUGUACCUACCGAACUAUCAAUAUUCAUCAUAGCUCGACCUAAAAGAGAGGUGACAUAAUUAACAUUCCACAACUUAAGGAGGGAUCAUGGCUAAGUCAUAUAGCCCUAAGCCCAUAGGUCAGAGGAACUAUAACCCCUGAUUUUAAUUAGUCGCUUCAAACAUCUGAGUUAACUAGCUAAUCAUGAUGUCAUUUAAUUAUUUAGUAAUCACACAAUCAAUGCAAACAUCUAAUAAACUCAAGAUAGCUCCAAGGUUAUCAAAGAUAAAAUUAGACAUCUUCACUCUAACGCUAUCCAUGGAGCCAAAUUGUGUGCUUGUCCCUAAAUCUGAUUUCCUAAAGAACUUUAGAGAGAAUAAUAACAAAUUAGCAACAUAUUAUAUGAUUAAAUUGUCUAAGGCUGGUCCAUUUUCUCAUUGGUU
Lotus japonicus is the source of this 2558-nucleotide messenger RNA. RefSeq lists its product as uncharacterized. Bases 104 to 895 code for a protein of 263 amino acids. The transcript has 5 exons. Lineage: Eukaryota; Viridiplantae; Streptophyta; Magnoliopsida; Fabales; Fabaceae. The record is from RefSeq and is a predicted model, not a curated record.